AUGGAAUCGGGGACAGUUAGUGAUUCAUUAUUUUCCUGGUUAAAUUAUGUCGAUCCAAUGGUUUCAAAAGUACCAAUACUUGCGACUAAUCCGAUGUUUGUUUUCAUCUUUAUUAUUGUUUACUUACUUGUCGCUUUUCACCUUGGACCUUUGCUUGUGGCCUCAUCAAAACCAGCCGACUUAAGACCUUACAUGUUGAUAUCAAAUGCGCUGAUUUUUGGUGCCUCAGCGAUGGGAAUACCAUUAGCCAUGUAUCUAACUUCGUGGGCAACGAUACCUUGGCAGUGUCCAGAACCGUAUAUUCAGCCUGCACUUUUGGAGACUCAGAUUUACUUGGGUGUUGCCUUUUUCUUGAUCCAAUUGUUUACCGCUAGCACAACAAUUUACAUGAUUGUCCGGAAAAAGGAAACACAGAAUCCUGGUUUAGAUGCACUUCGAACCAGUGGGAUUAUUUUCCUCGUCUAUUUUGGUGCACGGCAACAUCCUCGAGGCCCAUUUCUUUUCCGGCCAAUUUGUGAGAUCAUAUUAGCUACAUUGAGAAGAGCUUAUUACAUCCUAUUGACUCCCGUUCAAUCGUAUGGAUCAUACAGAUCACUAAAGAAUCUAAUUAAUUACUCAACUCUUGCUUCGGGUAUAAUCAAUACAGGUCACAUUGGUUAUAUGUUCACUCGAGACUGUCCUGGAGAUGUUAAUAUUAAAUUGAUUUCUAUGACAACGGCAGCGAUUGAGGCCACUUAUUUAACUUAUACGCUCGUGAUUAAAGGCAAAUCAAAUGAUAAAAUUGACUGCAAGGAUGGUAAAGACAAAUAG
Molecule: messenger RNA, 810 nt
Organism: Panonychus citri (citrus red mite)
Lineage: Eukaryota; Metazoa; Arthropoda; Arachnida; Trombidiformes; Tetranychidae
Exons: 1
Coding region: 1-810 (269 amino acids)
Cellular component (GO): membrane
Molecular function (GO): fatty acid elongase activity
Source: RefSeq, a predicted model, not a curated record